Molecule: messenger RNA, 2706 nt
Organism: Arabidopsis thaliana (thale cress)
Lineage: Eukaryota; Viridiplantae; Streptophyta; Magnoliopsida; Brassicales; Brassicaceae
Product: EEIG1/EHBP1 protein amino-terminal domain protein
Exons: 4
Coding region: 287-1927 (546 amino acids)
Source: RefSeq, marked reviewed
AUUUUUAAUUGUGUUUUCUUGGAGGGUUUCUUUCUUUGCUGUCUUUGAUUCUUUUUUAAUGUUCUCUACGUUUCCUUAGCCUUAUUUAGAAGACAUACAAUGCGUAUGAUACGCCUCUACGUACACAUUUACAUACAUCUAUAUAUAAACCAACAAAUUAUCGCCUCCUUUUUAGUCACACAUUUAUAUCAACACCUAAAAGAAACAAAAAAACAGAGGAAAAACCCCAAAAAAAAAAACAGAGAAAGAAACCCUAAAAAAAACAGAGGAAUAACUUUUGAAAUCUAUGGCAAAGAAGGUGAGGAAGCUUCACGUGACGGUGAAGCCGGUGAGGCUUGAUGGUUUACCGGCUAUUCUCGGUGAUGAAACGGCAGGAAAGAACCUUUCCGCGAUGGUGGAGGUGAAAUGGAAGGGACCUGUCUCCGGUUUUGGAUUGGGCUUCGUCCCAUUCUAUCGUUCUAAUCGACCGGUUAACCAUACGAGCUCUAAACCGAUUGCUUUAGGCUCAAACCACGUAGAAUGGGAGGAAGAGUUCGAACGCGUUUGUUGCAUUGUUGGCCCAUGGAACCUCUCCUUCAAUGUCUUCUACGGUGAGAAUAUGGACGCAAAAAACAAAAAGUCUUUGAUCGGAAAAGCAUCGUUGGAUUUAUCGGAGUUAGCGUCGAAACAAGAAUCGACGGUGGAGAGAAAGCUUCCGAUUCGGUCAAAGGGUUCCGUACUUUCGAAGGAAGCAACACUUGUGGUCAACGUGACUUUUUCUGAGGUAAGAACCGAACCAGACGACUUUAUGCAACUUGGUCAGAUCUCCGUUGACUCAGCAAUUCCGAAGAAAAAGUCAACGAGUCGUCGCGGCGGUGGUAGCCAUUUCGACUCUUUUUCCUCCCCAGCCACCGCGUCGAGUUCAGGCGGACGUAGCCCCGUAGUUGAAACCGGGUUAUUUUCAAGCCCGGAUGAGAACCAGUCUGAACCGGGUCAAAAAGCCGGGUUUAAUUGGUGGAAGAGAAGACGGUUAAGCUUUUCUAUGACAUGGAGAAGAGAACCGAGAGAGGAUGAAGUUACGAAGACAUCAACAAAACCAUCGGAGGAACUAGAAAAACCGGCGACGGAGAUACCAAUCGAGGCAAACAAAUGGGUAAUGAAGGAUUUAGUGAGCCGCGAUGGAAAAUCGAAGCUGAAAUCGGAAGUUUACUUAGCGUCGAUUGAUCAAAGAAGCGAACAAGCCGCCGGAGAAGCAGCAUGCGCGGCGGUUGCGGUGGUGGUGGCUCAUUGGUUCCACGCGAAUCCUAAGCUCAUCAAUCCUUCAGGAACAGCGUUCGAUUCACUAAUCACGCAAGGGUCUUCUUUAUGGCAAUCUCUUUGCGACAAAGAAUCGUAUCUAAGAUUGUUUCCAAACAGGCAUUUCGAUCUGGAAACGAUCGUUUCCGCAAAUUUACGACCGGUUAGGGUUUGUACCGAUAAAUCGUUUACCGGGUUAUUCAGCCCGGAGAGAUUUGCUUCGUUGGAUGGUCUGAUGUCGUUUGAUCAGAUUUGGGACGAGGUAGAGAAAGAAGUAGCGUUAGCCUCAAGUAAUGGUGAAACUAGGGUUUAUAUUGUUAGCUGGAACGAUCAUUUCUUCGUGGUAAAGGCAGAUUUAGAUGGUUUUUGCGUUAUUGAUUCGUUAGGGGAGAGAUUGUUUGAAGGAUGCAAGCAAGCUUACAUUCUUAAGUUUGAUGAUUCGAGUUUGAUGUAUGAGAAAGAGGAAUCGUCGGAGAAGUUGGUUUGUGAGGGUAAAAAGUGUUGUAGAGAAUAUAUAAAGAGCUUUUUGGCGGCGAUUCCGGUGGCGGAGUUGGCGGCAAAGGAGGAGAAAGGGAAUGUAGUGGAUGUGUCUCUUCUUCAUGAGAGACUUCAGAUUGAUUUGCAUCAUAUUAUAUUGACUAGUAGUGAUUAGAGUUUUUUUUUUUUUUUUCUGACUAUUGAUUGGUGACUCGUUAGUGUAGAUUUGUUAGGAUGGUGAGAGAUAUUCAAUGGGAGUGUAGAUUUAGGAUGGUGCAUGUGGUUCGUUAUAAUGUUCUUGAGAGAAUGUGUUGGAUAUAAUAAGUCAAGAAAAAGUUAUCAUUUGUCAUGGCUUAGGUACUAAAAUCCAAUCAGGGUUUCUUUUUGACAUGUUUUCGAGUACAUUCCUCAGCCGAGAACAAAACCCGAACCCAAACCUAAUGUAGGUGAUGUUGGAAAUACUUAAUCCUACUUGACAAGAUCAAGAGAAGAUGAGAAGAAGAAUCGUAAGAAGAGAAGAAGAAAGAAGAUGUUUGUUUGUGUAAUGAAGAAAAGAAGAAGAAGAAGAGUCAACAUGAAAGGAAGAGAAGAUAAAGGCUUUUGGGCCAUGUUGCACAUGAAUCCUUAGUCUUUUUUCCUUUUUUUUUGGUCAACGAACGAGCGCAUGAAUCCUCAGUCAAUUAUUAUAUUUAUAGGCUAAAGAUAGUCGGUAGAGAUUUUAGGUUUGAUAAAUGAGAUAAAAUUAAACUUUCAUUUUAUCAAAGUUAUAAUUAGAGAGAUUUAACUUUUUAUCAAAUAUUUUGUGUAUGUCGGGUUUGCACAUUCAAAUAUUUUAUAUUAUGUAUGGGUAAAAACUUUCAAGGUCAAAAGCACAAGACAAAUAAGUGUAAAAAAUAAUAUGAAAGGUUAUGCUAAAUGUAGAUAGAAAUUCCAGAAAUUGAAAGAUAUUGUGAC